This is a messenger RNA of Rhizophagus irregularis DAOM 181602=DAOM 197198, 711 nucleotides long. NCBI's taxonomy places the organism in Eukaryota, Fungi, Glomeromycota, Glomeromycetes, Glomerales, Glomeraceae. The record is from RefSeq and is a predicted model, not a curated record.
CUUCAAACUAUUCAUGAAAAGGAUUUCAUACAUCGAGAUUUUCAUAGUGGAAAUAUAUUGAUCGAAAUAAUUGAAAAUGAAUUGUGCAAUAUUGAACAAUAUUUAAUUGGAGACUUAGGAUUAUCACAACCUGCAAAUAAUACUUUAUCAAGCAGUGAAAUAUAUGGAGUAAUAUCAUAUGUUUCUCCAGAAAUAUUUAAGGGAGCUACAUUUUCAAAAGCGUCAGAUAUUUAUAGUAUGGGUAUGAUUAUGUGGGAACUGACAACUGGUUGUAGGCCUUUUUCUAAUGUUAAACAUGAUCAUGGUCUAGUUUAUCAAAUUCUCGACGGAAAAAGACCUAAAAUUACAGAUGAAACUCCCGAAGAUUUUGCCAAUUUAAUUAAAAAAUGCUGGAAUUCUGAUCCCAAAAAGAGGCCUUCGGCGAAAAAAAUUUGUGAAUGUCUUAACUCUUGGUCAAAUAUGGAUAAAGAUAUUAACCAAUUUAAUCAAGCUGAAGAAAUACGAUUAGAGUUAACAAAAUCUAAGUCAAUUGGACCAGAAUUUAAUGGAACAACUCAUUCAGAAGCAAUAUAUACAAGUAGAUCAUUAGGUUCUUUUAUUUCCAAAUUUUUAACACCUUUAAAGCAAGGUAAUUAUAAUAUUGCUUUUAUUAAAUGGUCUAAAAUUAAUCGAAUAAUCACGAAGGUAACUUUGGCUAAUAUUAAAUAUUAA